GCCAUGUGCCAGGGCUCUGUAUCCCACCGUUUUUAGGUGCUCCUCCAAAAAUAGAGCCCUUUGCUGUUCUUAGAAACCUGUACAAGAUGGAACUUUCUGUCACUGCUGUGCUGUUGUCCUAUUUAGCACCAGCUCUGGGAUCAGCUUUUGGCAGGGAAAUGCCAGCUUCCACAAUGGAUGAAAUUCACGAGUAUGACAAGCCAUUUCAUUAUGAUUAUGAAUCUCUGAGGAUUGGUGGUAUGAUCUUUGCUGUCAUACUCUUCCUGAUGGGGAUCUUUCUCAUUAUCAGCCGGAAAUGUCGCUGCAAAGGGAACAAAUCAAAGCCAGUGGGACUUGAUGCAGAGGCAGCCAGAGGUGCAAAAUAAACAGAAGGGGGGAAACAGGAAGCAUGGCACCCUAAGGAGAAAUCAAGUGGAGUGUCAAACCUUUUGUAGACGGCUAGCCAUUUGGAAGAAGAAAAGGCCACCUGAGGAUUUAGUCCUUCUCUAGUUUUCCUCAUAAUUCUUUUAAAAUUUUGUAACAUCUUUGUUUCUUGGAUACAUGAACGUAUGUGCUCUUUUUAAAAAUGUAAACUUUUGAUUAUCUGCUAGGACUACUUUGCCGUUAUGUUUAAUUCAGCAGCUGAUAUGUUUUCUUUAGAGAUUGUUUCUACUUUUUACAGUUUUUGACAGUAUAUGCACACUUUCAUGUACUUUUCAGCUCUCAGUGAAGUUUAUAAACUAUACGUAUGUGCAAUGCUGACAGGCUGAAGGAAAUUACUAGGCCUUUUAUACAUUUUGUAAAUUCUGUCUUCAGUUUUUGUCACCUUUGCUGAAUUAACAAGUCAAACUGUAGAGUAUUGUUGUUUAAAUAAAGUGAUUUCAAUGGAGUCUCUGUUAAGUGUCAUGUUGAAAAUGACAUAACUCCUCUUGCACACAUUAUGUGAACAUUGUGCUUGGCACCUGUCCAAGUCGGUCUCAAAUUGAGCCUUCUAAAUAGUUGACCCUGUUAUUAGUAAUAGUACACACAAUUUAGUUUUGCAGCCGUGUCACUGAUGGCACGUUUUUAGCAGUUGUAAACAAUCCCUUGAUUAACAGAGUGGUCAGUAGACUAUUCAACCCUUAUAUAUGUAAAAUAUAAAUGUUAUUAGUUAGAAGGUAAUGUGCUUAUAUAAUGUAACCUGUUACUUACAGUCAAACAUAUGCGUGAAGCAUGAACAUUACUUUGAGAUUAUUCAUAGUCAAAUAUGCAGCAAAGAUUUCCUGUCAGUCAUACACCUUUUUAAGUUGAUAGUAAACCAUCCACUUUUAAAGGCUUUCUAAGAAAGAUUUCCAUGAACAUCCAGGUCCCAUUCUUUCCUCAGACAGGGCCCAGUCCUCUUUUUGGAUUAGGUGGUCUUCUGCACCAGGUGUUGUGUGUUAGGUUUCGUCUGUAUUGUUUAGCUUGGAAUCCCCAACCCAUUGAGUGAUUGCGGGAGGUGUGGCGCAUAAGCUUGUGCUUUACGCAGAUGAUAUUUUAUAAUUAGUCUCUGACUACUAGAUCUAUGCCUUGCCUCCACAGAAUUAUUCAAGUUCUCAGGAUAAAAAGUAAACUGGUCUAAAUCUGAAGCUUUAGCUUUGACCGCAUACUGUCCAUUAAUGGCCUUCCAGUGGCCCACACAGGGCAUUAGGUAUUUGGGAAUUUUAUUCCCAGCAAAUUUGUCUGAUUUAGUCAGUUCAUUUUUAUCCCUUAAUAAAAAGGUUUUCGAAUGAUUAGGACAGGUGGGCUUCAUUACAUUUAUCGAUGAUUGGGAAGAUUAAUGUUAUUAAAAUGAUACCUGAUACCUGUAAUACCUGUUACGAUCUCUCCCUGUAGAUGUCCCCCUCUCUUAUUUCAAGCAAAUUUAUAGCAUAUUCAUUUCCUUCAUUGGAAAUGGUAAUUGUUCCAGGUUAAAUUUCAAUAAUUUAGGCCGAUUAAUAAAGGUGGGUUAGGCCUACCCAAGAUUUUGUUUUAUUAUUAUGCAUUCUGUCUAGGACAUUUGGCUCAUAGCUCGCUUCCACCUGAGAGAGUCCCUCCCUGGUUUUGUAUUGAAAAGGAAAUUCUUGCAUGUAUUACUCCCUGCUAAUCCAGAGUCUGAGGGAUGGAGCUUUAAACUCUCUCAAAAGAUUAUGGGAGGAAGAUUUACAUUUGUUUUUGGAGGAGGGAGUGUGGGCUACAAUUCUUAAAAACAUCAAGUCUGCAUCUAGAGAUGCAAGGGUGCACCUUAUGCAAUUUAAGAUUUAACAAAUUUUAUUGGCUUCUAAAUUGUACAGGCUUGGUCUUAAGGACACACCCUCCUGCUGCCGUUCAGAAGAUGGAGACACAACCCAUGUUUUUUGGGGGUAUCGUAAGAUUCAAGAAUUUUGGUUGAAGGUGCAAAGUUUUGUAUGUGAGGUGUUGAACACUUAAAUCUCGUUCUGCCCCAGACUCUGUAGUUUGGGAGAUGGGGAAGUCAUACAUUUGGAGGAUAAGUACAUAAAAAAAUUUGUUUUAACCUGUGUGAUGAUUGGUAGGCAGGUUAUUUUAAGGGAAUGGAAGUCAGAUGGAGCACCCUCGUUCUCAGAGUGGUGUGCGGAGAUGGGGAGGGUGGCUGCUUUCACGGAGGGGCCAAGCAGAAGGCUGGGGUUUUGGAAUUUGUUUGACAGGAAAUGGGGCAACUACUUAGUGUUUUGGGGGGACUCUUGUGGAGUGAGUGAUUUAGUUUUAAUUAUACAUGAUUAUUAUAUUUUCUUUUUUUCUUCUGUAUAUUCCUAUUUGUGACCACAGGGGUGUUUGUUGGGGGUUAGGUGA
Xyrauchen texanus (razorback sucker) is the source of this 2787-nucleotide messenger RNA. RefSeq names its product FXYD domain-containing ion transport regulator 6-like. Gene Ontology annotation, cellular component: membrane. The coding region runs from base 87 to 365 and encodes 92 amino acids. NCBI's taxonomy places the organism in Eukaryota, Metazoa, Chordata, Actinopteri, Cypriniformes, Catostomidae. Gene Ontology annotation, molecular function: sodium channel regulator activity. The transcript has 10 exons. Gene Ontology annotation, biological process: regulation of sodium ion transmembrane transporter activity. The record is from RefSeq and is a predicted model, not a curated record.